Messenger RNA from Hordeum vulgare subsp. vulgare (domesticated barley), 2374 nucleotides. RefSeq names its product pentatricopeptide repeat-containing protein At2g37310. Gene Ontology annotation, biological process: RNA modification. The transcript has a single exon. The coding region runs from base 45 to 1835 and encodes 596 amino acids. The record is from RefSeq and is a predicted model, not a curated record. Lineage: Eukaryota; Viridiplantae; Streptophyta; Magnoliopsida; Poales; Poaceae. Gene Ontology annotation, molecular function: RNA binding; protein binding.
GGCAAAACAGAGCAGAGCAGAGUCUCGUGAGUCAUGAGCAGGGGAUGAAGCUCCCGGCGUGGCUCACCGCCGUGCCGCCGGACCCCCGCGUGUACGGUGACCUCAUCCAGCGCUGCGCGAACGCCGGCCACCUCGUUGCCGGCAGGCAGCUCCAUGCCCGCCUCGCCACCCUCUCUGUGAUCCCCUCCAACUUCCUCGCCUCCAAGCUCAUCUCACUCUACUCCAGAACCGGGCGCCUGCACGACGCCCGCAGGGUGUUCGACGCCAUCCCGCAGCCCAACCUCUUCGCCUGGAACGCCAUCCUCAUCGCGCUCUCCCUCCACUCGCCCCAGCCCUCCGCGGCUCUUCGCCUCUUCGCGGCCUCCGGCGUGUCCCCCGACGAGGUCACCGUCUCCGCGCUCCUCAAGUCCCUCGCCGCGUCCGGGCCGGACCUGUCCCCUCUCGUCGCCGGGGAGCUCCACGCCCUCGCGUUCCUGCGCGGGUUCGGCGCGGACCUCUUCGUGUCCAAUGGGCUCAUCACCGCCUACGCUAACGCUGGCGACAUGCGCUCCGCUCGCGCGGUGUUUGAUGAAAUGCCACGAAAGGACGUCGUGUCCUGGAACUCUCUUGUAUCAGCGUACGCCCGUGGAGGAUGGUACGAAGAGUGUUUGGAGUUAUUCCAUGAGUUGGUGCAGGCUUGCGCUGGUGGUGGCGUUCGGCCAAACUGUGUCACGGUGACAAGUGUGCUGCAUGCUUGUGCCCAGCUCAAGGCUGUUGAUUUCGGGGUCUAUGUGCUCCGGAUUGCUAAUGAGAGUGGGCUUGAUAUGGACAUUGCAGCAUGGAACUCAGUUGUAGGGUUUUACGCCAAAUGUGGGCGGUUGAAGUAUGCUCGACAGUUGCUUGAAAGGAUGCCUAAGAAAGACACGGUCAGUUACAGCGCCAUGAUUACUGGUUACAUGAACAAUGGGCAUGUUGAUGAAGCAAUGGAUCUUUUCCGUCAAGCAGAUGCUAAAGGCAUCAACACGUGGAAUGCGUUGAUUUCUGGAUUGAUACAAAAUGGACGCCAGUCUGAUGUUCUUGGAUUGCUUCAUGAGAUGAUGGGUGCUGGGAUACUGCCCAAUACAGCUACUCUUUCAAUCAUCAUGCCCUCAGCACCGUUGUUCUCAACCCUAUUGGGAGCAAAGCAAGCUCAUGGUUAUGUGAUAAGAAAUGAUUAUGAUCAGAGCAACAAUGUUGUCAGUGCAUUGGUCGAUGCUUACUCAAAGGCUGGAUUUCUUGAUAUGGCCAGGAAGGUGUUUGAAUUGUAUGAGAAUAGAAGCACAAUUGCCUGGACAUCGAUCAUUUCGGCUGUCGCAGCUCAUGGAGAUGUUAUGGAGGCACUGGAUCUGUUCAAUCAGAUGGUCAGUGCUGGCAUUAGGCCUGAUACUGUAACUUUUACUGUCGUGCUUACUGCAUGUGCUCAUGCGGGCAAGGUAACCGAAGCUCGUCAAAUUUUUCACUCCAUGCAAGCUAUGUUUGCUGUCAGUCCUGUGAUGGAGCAGUAUGCUUGCAUGGUUUCAUUACUCAGCCGUGCUGGUAUGCUUAAGGAUGCACUUGACCUUGUAAACAAGAUGCCUUUUGCGCCAAAUGCAAAGGUCUGGGGUGCACUGCUUAAUGGAGCAGCAGCAGUUGGUGAUGUUGAGCUUGGUCGGUUUGUGUUUGAUCGAUUAUUCAUGAUAGAGCCUAAGAACACAGGUAACUACAUUGUGAUGGCUAAUCUGUACUCAAAUGCUGGCAAAUGGGAAGAAGCUGAAAUCAUAAGGAGCAUGCUGUGGGGAGUUGGAUUGGAAAAAAUUCCUGGGUGUAGUUGGAAUUGAGGGGUUCUAUAGUCUGCUAGAAAUGGUUGCUGCAGAUACAUUGUUAGCAAAGUGGCAACAAAAACUUAAUUUGGUUGUUGGUUGAUUAAUGAGAUUAAAUUAUAGACAAGAGCCUGGCAUCAACCUAACUGUUGAAUGGAGACAAUUUAUAGUGAUGACAUUCAAUAGAUCUAAUAGUUGAGAUGUUAUUUUCAAUCCUGAUAGGUACCAGCCUUUUGGAGUUACAUGGACCAUCGUAUUCCACACCUGAUGGUCAAUCAUAUUGAUUUGAUUGAGCAACAAAUUCUUGGACGACAACCAAUGAGAGCAUUGCUUCCAUGAUAUUCUUAUCUGAACCUUUUGUACUAUGAGCUGAGAAUACUUUUCUUAUCUUUAUUUGCUAUUUCUAGGACGCCAAUUACCGAAGCAACAUAUAAUUUCAUGAUCAUGGUUUCUUAGAACCAAGAGCAGUCUAGUUUUAAGCUUCAGGAUGUCAAGCAUGAUCUGUUCCUUCUUGAUGAAAUACUAAUAUCAAGGUGCAGAAGAAUCCAUUCCAUAAA